Molecule: messenger RNA, 2377 nt
Organism: Drosophila arizonae
Lineage: Eukaryota; Metazoa; Arthropoda; Insecta; Diptera; Drosophilidae
Gene: DIP-beta
Product: Dpr-interacting protein beta
Cellular component (GO): neuron projection
Source: RefSeq, a predicted model, not a curated record
UCGUUCAGUGCUCGGGCAACUUCCUAGCGCGUCGGUCGGUCGGUGAGAGCAAGCGCCAGCAAAAUUUCUUCACUUCUGCCAGCUUCACUUCAGAAACGGCAAAAAAACGAGCGAAUUGCCGUUAGACGUUUAUCGUUUACCGUUUGUCGUUCGACGUUCACAGUUUGUCGUUAGCCGUUAAUCGCUUCUACGGCGACCGUUACGAAAAGGUUUUCAAAAACGUUGCAAAAUGUUUGAAAAUUAAUUUUGAUAUUAUCAAAACAUAACAGAGAAAUGAGAGGAUAGAGAGAAGUGUGCUAAAGGGAAUUAGUAACAAGUGUUGCAAACGUUGCAAAGUCUCACAGUUUAAAAUAUAUAAUUUUUUUGAGUGUUUUUUCAAAGUGUUUUUUUUUUUUUCCAAAAAUUAUUUAACGUUGCAAGUGAACAGAAAAACAAGUGUUGGAAAAAUUUGUAGUUUCUCUGUGGCAUUCACGCAAAAGCGAGCGAGCGCAGCGACCGUCAUUACAGUGAAGCAAUGCUAAUGGGAACUAGUACAUCAGGCUUAUGAUGAUGAUAAUGGUGGCCCCACAUAACGGCGACCAAAGCGCCAACAGCAUUCGCAAUCGAAGCAAACUGAAUUGCAGCGAGAACUUCAACUUCCAGAAGCACAGUUGGAAGGAGCAACAACAACAUUCACAACAACAACAACAGCAACAGUCACAACAACAACAACAACAGCCCCAAGCUCAGCCACAGCGACAGCAACAGCGACAAUUAGAGACCAUUAGCCAAAGGCAGACCAAUCAAUCUAUAUUUAGACAGAAGCUGGCGCAUUUUCAAUUUGCCGAUGUGGGCGUAGGCGUGGGCGUUGGCGUUGGCGUGGGCGUAGGCGUGGCCGUGGCCAAUGGAGGCUGCAGGCGACUGCAGCUGUUGCUGCUGUUAUUGAUUUGCAAUUGCAUUGAUAAUUCCGUUUCAAACAAAAUCUCCUCAGUGGGCGCCUUCGAGCCGGACUUUGUCAUACCGCUGGAGAACGUGACCAUCGCCCAGGGCCGGGACGCGACCUUCACGUGUGUUGUCAACAAUUUGGGCGGUCAUCGGGUGAGUGGUGACGGUGCGUCAGUUCCAGCCAAGGUCGCCUGGAUUAAGGCCGACGCCAAGGCAAUUCUGGCAAUACACGAGCAUGUGAUCACGAACAAUGAUCGAUUAUCGGUGACUCACAACGACUACAACACCUGGACACUGAACAUACGGGGCGUUAAGAUGGAGGAUGCUGGCAAGUAUAUGUGCCAGGUCAACACAGAUCCCAUGAAAAUGCAAACAGCCACCCUGGAGGUGGUCAUACCACCGGAUAUAAUAAACGAGGAGACCUCCGGCGACAUGAUGGUACCGGAAGGUGGCUCUGCGAAGCUCGUGUGUCGCGCACGCGGCCAUCCCAAGCCGAAGAUCACCUGGCGGCGCGAAGAUGGACGCGAGAUAAUCGCACGCAAUGGCGUCCAUCAGAAGACCAAAGCCAUACUGGUGGAGGGCGAAAUGCUGACGCUGUCGAAAGUCACGCGAUCGGAAAUGGGCGCCUAUAUGUGCAUCGCCUCCAACGGAGUGCCACCAACUGUGAGCAAGCGCAUGAAGCUACAGGUGCACUUUCAUCCGCUGGUUCAAGUGCCAAACCAAUUGGUUGGCGCCCCGGUUCUAACGGAUGUCACAUUAAUUUGCAACGUGGAGGCAUCACCGAAGGCCAUCAAUUACUGGCAGCGCGAGAACGGCGAAAUGAUUAUAGCCGGCGAUCGGUAUGCCCUCACCGAGAAGGAGAACAACAUGUACGCCAUCGAGAUGAUUCUUCACAUUCGACGGUUGCAGUCGACCGACUUUGGCGGCUACAAGUGCAUCUCGAAGAACAGCAUUGGCGACACCGAAGGCACCAUACGACUAUACGAAAUGGAACGUCCUGGCAAAAAGGCGCAGCGCGAAGAGGAUCUCAACGAAGUGACGAAGAACGAGGUGGUGCUCAAGGAGAACCGCCACGAGGAUGGCUCGCGCAAUCAGAACGGUCGCCUCUACAAGGACCGCAGCCAGGACGCCGACAUGGGCAGCGGGGGUGCGGCCAAGGCGCGCCAGCUAAUAAAGCCAUUUCUAUUGGCACUAUUUGUAUUAUUAACAGCCAAUGUGUGCUGCUGCUGCUGCUGCUGCUCUCUGGCAAAUGGCAGUGGGCCAGGGCCAAGGGGGCAGGGCAAUGGCUCGACUCGAGUCGCAGCGCCAACAGUGACAACAACAAGGACAAUGGCUGCAGCGAACGGCGUCGGCGACGGCAGCUGCAAAGCUCGUUUCAUAUUAUAGCUUAAUUAAAUUGUAAUUAUAAGAAUGCGCUGGCAACAACAAAAGACGACAACACACACGCAUGGCC